Mya arenaria is the source of this 1125-nucleotide messenger RNA. RefSeq names its product tubulin polymerization-promoting protein family member 2-like. The coding region runs from base 101 to 655 and encodes 184 amino acids. The transcript is spliced from 4 exons. Gene Ontology annotation, cellular component: microtubule. Lineage: Eukaryota; Metazoa; Mollusca; Bivalvia; Myida; Myidae. The record is from RefSeq and is a predicted model, not a curated record. Gene Ontology annotation, biological process: microtubule bundle formation; microtubule polymerization; positive regulation of protein polymerization. Gene Ontology annotation, molecular function: tubulin binding.
CACCAGAAACCAACACACCCAGAAACCAACACAGUUGAACGGUGCGUGCUGAGAGAAUAUUGUGAAGGAAAUCUCUUGUGGAAUAUUAAAAGACAAAAGAAUGGCAGGCGGUGGUGACGACCUUGUGGCCAAGUUUCAGGAGUUUUGUACGCUAGCCGGAUCAAAAGACAAGACUCAGAUGACAUCCAAGGCGAGCGGCAAAAUGGUUGCGGACUGCCUGGAAAAGAACUACAAGAAAUACGACAUCAAGUCCAUUUGUGACGCCAGCGUCUUCCCGGCUAUCAAGGAGAAAGGGAAACCAUUUAUGACGGUGAACAAGGCUAACGUUGAAAAGUACGUACAGAAGACCGCACACGAGGUUGCCAAGCGCAAGACCAAAAACACAAAGAUUGCCGACAACGACCCGGAAGUGGAAACCAUCAAGGCCGACAUGUGUAGCUGCAUUUCCGGUGGAGGGCCGCAGGUGAAGGCCACGAAACAGUCAGCCACUGGGAAUGUGGGCGGCCUGACGGACGCCUCCAAGUACACUGGUGCGCACAAGGAGCGCUUUGACGCCGAUGGGAAGGGAAAGGGGAUUGAGGGACGGGCAGAUAUAGCGGACAAUUCCGGAUAUGUUGGAAACUACAAGGGACAGGAUACAUUUGACAAGAAAUAAUUAUUAACGAACUUUUAUAGUCUGGAAAAGUUAAGAUAAUUAAGUAUUCGAUUUAUGUAUGUACAUGUAUGUAUAUAUCUAUGUAUGAAUGCAUGUAUGCUGACGUCAAUGACAUUUACAAACAGGAAUAUUAUCUGUCUUGCUAAAGAGUUUUAAAUUCGCUUAUUUUGUUUGCUAAGCACACUUCUAAUGGUUGCCUUUUUAUUCUAACUGGCGAACGUAUUAGUGUGGUAGCCAUUUUUUACCAUUCUAGUUUUAUAUACACAAUCAUGUGCGCGUUUUUGCCAACCCUUUUUUAUGUUAUUUUAAGUUGUACGUACAUGCAUUUGGAUCAACCUGGAAAACUGCUGAUAUUUUUAAAUAUAAUGAAAAAAAAAUAGGCAAGCAAUAUUCAAACAUGUUUCAAAAUAUUUGUGUGCCUUGCUAUUUUUAUUUGUUUUUACAUAAACGUAAUAAAUAUUGUUCCUGUA